Molecule: messenger RNA, 918 nt
Organism: Rubroshorea leprosula
Lineage: Eukaryota; Viridiplantae; Streptophyta; Magnoliopsida; Malvales; Dipterocarpaceae
Source: the annotation of a GenBank genome assembly
AAUUGGAAUUUAAUUCUUUGUCACAUUCAUAGUAAGAGGUUUUUCAUCCUAAUGAUGUUGAUAGAUCAUAUGGAGAACGAAGACAGUAUUACUUUCCGAGGAAGAAGAUUCAUUGCAAAAUGCAUCUUUAAUGUUCUGAGAAUCGGUCCAAUCCCGAAUCAUAUUGCUUUCAUAAUGGAUGGAAAUCGAAGAUUUGCAAAGAAGAGAAAUAUGGCAGAAGGGGUUGGUCAUGAAGUUGGAUUUCAGACCCUUAAAUCCAUGAUUGUCUUCUGCUUGGAACUUGGAGUGAAAUGCGUUACUGCUUAUGCGUUCAGUAUUGAUAAUUUCAGAAGAAAACCGGAGGAAGUUCAGAAGCUUAUGGAUCUGAUGAUGGAGAAGAUGAAACACCUCACCGAAAGAGAGAGUUUUGUGCAUCAAAAACAGGUGAGAAUUCACAUUGCGGGUAACCUCGAACUCUUGAAUCCACCACUCAGGGACGCAGCUAAGAGGCUGAUGGAGGUGACCGCUGGUUAUUCUAAGGCUGUGCUCACUAUCUGUAUUGCUUACACUUCCAGCAAUGAGAUUGUUCAUGCUGUUCGAGAAUCCUGUGAAGAAAAACGCAAUUCAAUAGAAGAUCAAACCAAGGAUGUGAGUUUAGAUUUGGUGGACAUUGAAAAACAUAUGUACAUGGCUAUUGUGCCGGAUCCUGAAAUUGUGAUUCGGACGUCGGGGGAGAAUCGCCUGAGCAAUUUUCUGCUAUGGCAGAGUUGUAGCAGCCAGUUGGUUUCCACAGCUGCACUUUGGCCGGAGAUUGGUUUUUGGCAUUUGGUCUGUGCAGUCCUGGAUUUCCAGAGAAAUCACAUUUACCUGGGGAAGAAAAAGAAGCAAAUAUAACCAAUAAUUUAAGUAAUUCAGUGAUAAUAAGAGAUUCUGAGUUCA